Porites evermanni is the source of this 463-nucleotide messenger RNA. The record is from the annotation of a GenBank genome assembly. Lineage: Eukaryota; Metazoa; Cnidaria; Anthozoa; Scleractinia; Poritidae.
AUGAAAUGGACAGAGGAGAAGGAUGUCAUAUUACUAACCACAAUGGCAGGGGAGAGGGUGUGCAUGGGAUUUAGUGGCAGAAAGCCUAAAUUGCCAGAAAGAGUUUAUUGUUAACCCAAGGUCCAUAUGAGACAGAUUCAAUACCUUGGCAAGAAAAGUAAAGGCAAAACUGGCUACAGAAGAAAGAGCAAGUGGUGGAGGUGUGGUACUCCAAAGUGAGCCUGAUAAACUGGUGGAAGAGCUAAUUACUCUCAGACAUGAGUCAGAGAAGGAAAGUGAAGAACAAAGUGAGACAAAGACAAAGGCUGUUGCAAAUGAAAAGAAGCAGGCAUUGGAGAUAACAGACAGGGCACUUGAAGGGAUAACAGAAACUAGAAAGCGAAAUGAACAGGAGAGGGCAGAAGAAAAGAAGACAGUUGGAAAAAAAGAAGGAGAUCAGGAGGAGACAUGCUGGAAUGGCUGA